AUGAAUGCUUCAUCGAAACAAUUCGAUAAGAAGAAAGAAGAUUUACAAACUCUUGCUAGUAUUCGUAAUCGAAUUCAAUUACUAGCUAAAUCAAUAAACAGACCAGGCGUUCAUAGUACAAACUAUAUGUCUGCCGCCGGAUUUGAAUAUACAGGUAAUGGAGAUACAGCUCGCUGUAAGGACUGUGGACUUGAAGUAUCCGAUUGGACAUUGAAUAUGAAUCCAUUUACUAUUCAUUUGACACGCCAACCUAAUUGUUCAUUCGUCUGUUCUAUGAUGCCAAUUUCAUUAUCAAAUAAGCCUGCUUCUUCCUCUUCAUCAACACCUGCUGUUCGAAGUGCAUCGGUAUCAAAUGAACAAGAAAAUCCUUCUAAACGCCAAAAAAUCGAAACAACAAAUUCAGAAUCUCUCUCAAAUACUUUAUUCGAAUCAGAUUUACUUCAACAAGUGCGAAGACAUACGUUUUCUCAUUGGUCACACCGCACUAUUCCAUCAAGUGUACAAAUGAUUGAAGCUGGAUUUUUUCAUUGUAAUCUUGGUGAUCGAGUGAUAUGUAUUUAUUGUAAUCUUAUUUGUCAACAAUGGAAAUCACAUACAGAUGAUCCAUGUGAAAUACAUAAAACACUUUCACCUAAUUGUAUAUAUGUCAAAGCAAAAUUAAUGCAUCCUGUAGUUUUAUCGGCAUCUAUUGUUAAUGAAAAUUCAACGAGUUCAGUUGGAGACAAUUGUUCAUCAAUAUCAAAUAAUCUUGAUCCAUUACAAUCUAAUGAUAUUAUACUUACAGCUUCAUGUAAUCCAGCUUAUUCAGAAAUAUCAAAACGUCUUGCAUCAUUUGCAACAUGGCCAAAUGAAGAUUUACCAUCAGUAGAUGAUUUAGUUCGAGCAGGAUUUUUCUAUACAGGUACAAAAACUAUUGUUACUUGUUUUUAUUGUAAUGGAUCAUUACACAGCUGGGGUCCAAAUGAUAAUCCAAUAAUUGAACAUGCACGUUGGUUUCCACAUUGUGCAUAUGCUCGACAAUUGUGUGGUGAUGAUUUAUAUCGUAAAAUUCAAGAAUCUAAACGAGCACAACAAGAGCGUACUAGAGCUAAUGAGUUCAGAGAAAGAAUAGGUUCUAAUGAUUUGUUAAAUACUAAUCUAAAUACAAAUAGUCAACAAUUAUUAAUACCUGAUGAUUGCACUUUAUCAAGACUUGUUGCUGCUCGAUUAGAUUUACCGAUGUCACGACAUUUAUUAGAUCAAAAUUUUAAAUUAUCAAUUAUUAAACGAUGUUGGGAAAAUCAAUUACAAAUAAAAGGCGAUGAUUUUGUAUCUGAAUGUGAUUUGCAAGUAGCUUGUUUAAUUCUUCAAAAACAAGUUGAACAUAUUAAUGGUAAAAAAGAAAAUAUUGUUAUACCAAGUAUAAAAAUGAAGCAAAUCAGACAAAAAGCAGAAAGAAUCCGUUAUGCGUUUGAUUCUACAGAAGAGAUUGAGAAAACAACUGAACGUGAAAAAUCAUUUUCGCAUUGGUUUCUUUCGUCACCAUCUCGACUUGAAAUGAUUACUGCUGGUUGGUUCUUAGAUACGACAAAAGAGACAGAUUCCGUGAUAUGUUUAUAUUGUGGUGCCGAACAUAAUCCUUGGAAAUAUGAUGAUAAUCCUUGGAGUAUACAUCAAAAGUUGUCACCAGAUUGUCCUUUUCUUCUUUCAUCACAUUCAAUGCAUUCAAGUUCAGUACCCACCAAAGAUUUACGUGAAAUUUUUAUACAAGAAAAAAUAGAUUCUGAUGUGACUCAACCCAAUUCAACACUUAUUUUCCCAUCUAAGUCGUAUUAUAGGCUUCCAACACGUCGAUAUGCAUCGUUUUCUACUUUUCCUGGUGGACUUCCAACAAAUAUUGAAGCAUUAGUCAGAUCUGGUUUUUACUAUUGCGGAAAUGGAACAAGACUUCAAUGCUAUCAUUGCGAAAUUGGGGUCACAAAUUUUCAUCAUGUUCCAUCGAAUGAGAUCAAUGUUCAACAUCUUCGUCGAGUUCCUGAUUGUUGUUAUGUACAAUUGUUACCUGAAGAAAAUAUAACACGAUCUACAAAUAAUGACAAUACUUGUGAAUGUCAAAUUCAUAUACCAAUUGGUUGGUUUGUGGAUAAAAAAACAUCAAAUGAUGUAGAUAUAAACACUUUUUCAGAAGCUUUAUCAGCAGCUAUAAAUUUAACUGAUACAUUUUCUUGGCCAAUUAAUCAAUUUAGUUUUCAAUCAGUUCAUAAAAAUGUUAGCGAUUCAAAUAUCUAUUCAAGUGUUCAUCAAAUUUGUAAUCGUCUUGAAUUUGGUGCAGUUGGUUCAAUAUCAAGUAUUGAUAAUCCUAAAACACAUUUAUUUGAAUUAUUUAUGACACGUUUACAUAUUUCAAUGAUAUCAUUAAAUUAUUUAAAUUAUAAUAAACAAGAUUUAACUUUAUUAAAUAAACCUUAUCAUUUAACAAUGAAAAUUGAUCUUUUACCAGCUCUAGUAGCAUUUAUAAAACGUUAUAAAAUAACAAAAUUAUUUUAUAUUAUGGAAGAUAUUCAAGGUCGUCAAUUAAAUGAUAUAACAAAUUCUAAUAAUACAAAAAAUUUACUUCAAAGUAUUGAAAUUAAAGAUCGAGGUUCAAAAGAAGAACUUUAUAUUGUACUUGAUUUGAAUAAUAUUAAUAGUUAUAUUAAAUUAUUAAUGCAAAUUCGACAUCAUGCAAUGACAACACCUCAUUACCAUUACAUUCUAAUGAGUCUUGAAGCUGAUCGAAUUGAUAUGCGUACAUUUCGUUAUGGCGGUGUGAAUGUAACUUAUUUUGUACCAAGAUCACCAUAUACAAUGAAUCCAUCAUUGGAUGGAUCAAUAAUUGAUCGAUUGUCUCUACCAUCGUUUGAAAAGAAAGCAUUAGCUGAUGCUUUAUCAAUAUAUAUGAGAGCAAUUAUGUUGUUAGAUGAUCGAAUUCGUUCUAAAAUUGUUUAUUCCGAUUCUAAUGAUAAUAAUUUCGAUCAUUUAAAAAUUCAAUGUCGAACAAAAACAAAUCAACAACAACAUGAAUUAUUCAGUGAAGAAUUAUUCAAUAUUAUGAAAUCACUUUCAUUUGAUGGAUAUUCUGGUCAUAUAGCAUUUAAUGAAUAUGGUGAACGUAUUAAUUAUACUUUAAAUAUGUAUCAAGUAACCAUGAAUAGAUUACCAAAAAAUAUUGGCAACUUUACACGUGAUGAAUUUUCUUUACAUAAUCUUAGCAUUGUUGAAGGUCGUCAAGUACAUGAUUUUGAUAAAGGAAAAGAACGAAUAAUUUCAACAAUUCUUGAUGAACCAUUUACAAUGUUAAACGAAAGUGUUGUUGGAAAUUUAACUGUAUCUGAUGCACUUGGUCAAUAUUUUACAUUUGAUGAAUUAUAUGGUUAUUGUGUUGAUUUAGCUCGUGUAAUAUGUGAAAAAAAACUUGAAAUUCCAUGUAAAUUUCGUAUUGCAAAAGAUAAUUCAUUUGGUAAUAAACCAGCUGAUGAUCAACCAUGGACUGGAAUGAUUGGUGAAUUAGUUCGACAUGAAGUUGAUCUUGCUAUUGCACCAUUAACAAUAACAAGUCAACGAGAAAAUGCAGUAGAUUUUAGUAAACCAUGGAUGAAUCUUGGUAUUAGUAUUUUAAUGAGUAAACCAGAAAGAACUAAACCAGAUGUUUUUUCAUUUAUGGCACCAUUAUCAAAAGAUAUUUGGAUGUGUGUUACAUUUGCAUAUAUUGGUGUUAGUGUAAUACUUUUUCUUGUUUCACGUUUUUCACCAUAUGAAUGGAGUAUGAAGAAUGAAGAAACAUUACAAUUAUCAAAUAAAUUUUCUAUUUUAAAUACACUCUUUUUUGCCUUAGCGGCUUUUAUGCAACAAGGCGUAGAUUUUAUACCAAGAUCAAUAUCAGGUCGACUAGUUGCCAGUGUAUGGUGGUAUUUUUCAAUGAUUCUUGUUUCAUCAUAUACUGCCAAUUGGGCUGCUUUUCUAACAGUUGGACGAAUGGUAACAUCAAUUGAAAGUGUCGAAGAUCUUGCAAGACAAAGAGAAAUAAAAUAUGGUGUUGUACGUGGUGGUGCAACACAAGCAUUUUUUGAAAAAUCAGAUGUUAAAAUUUUUCAUCGUAUGUGGACAUAUAUGCAACAAAGUGAUGAUGUUUUAGUUGCUAGUAAUGAAGAAGGUAUUAGUAAAGUUCGAAAAUCUAAUGGAAAAUAUGCAUUUUUACUUGAAUCAACUAGAAUUGAAUAUACAAAUGAACGUUCACCUUGUGAUACAAUGAGAAUAGGUUCAAAUUUAGAUUCAAAAGGUUAUGGAAUAGCAACACCAGUUGGUUCAGAAUUACGAGAAGCAAUUAAUAUAGCUAUACUUGAUAUGAGUGAAGAUGGUAUAUUAAAUAGUUUGAAAAAAAAAUGGUGGUAUGAUCGAUCAGAAUGUCAUAGUACUACAACAAAAGAAUCAAAACAAAAUAUUGCACUUAAUUUAGUAAAUGUUGCUGGAAUAUUUUAUAUAUUAAUUGGUGGUUUAGCUUUGGCUAUUUUAAUUGCUGUAUUAGAAUUUUUUGUUAAAGCAAAUAAUGAAGCCAAACAAACAAAAAAUAAUUUUGUUGAUGUUAUGAGACGAAAUAUGAGAUUAAGCAUUGCUGGUAUUCAAUUGAAUGAAGCAGCAGCAAUGAAAAUGUCCUUAAGAUAUUCUAGAAGAGAUAAUUAUCAAAGUUCGGAUCGAUUAUUUGAAGAAAAUGGUCAUGUAUAUGAUAAUAAUCAGAGUCAAGUGUAA
Rotaria sordida is the source of this 4764-nucleotide messenger RNA. NCBI's taxonomy places the organism in Eukaryota, Metazoa, Rotifera, Eurotatoria, Philodinida, Philodinidae. The record is from the annotation of a GenBank genome assembly.